Messenger RNA from Sporothrix brasiliensis 5110, 1509 nucleotides. RefSeq names its product MAPKKK cascade protein kinase regulator Ste50. Gene Ontology annotation, molecular function: protein binding. Gene Ontology annotation, biological process: signal transduction. NCBI's taxonomy places the organism in Eukaryota, Fungi, Ascomycota, Sordariomycetes, Ophiostomatales, Ophiostomataceae. Bases 1 to 1509 code for a protein of 502 amino acids. The record is from RefSeq and is a predicted model, not a curated record. The transcript is spliced from 3 exons.
AUGAGCUUCCAGCAGGGCACGGCGUACGCCGAAUCCGACGCCGACGAUGAGUACGAGCGCGACAUCCACGACAGCUCCCCGAUCGAUGCCACCGAAUCCGAACUUUCUCCCACUGAGACCGAUAUACCAUCCGCCGAACACACGCCCACCACGUACGGUUACCAUAGCAGCGCCGAUCGGCUACCCGAAACGAUCAUCACCGACUGGAGCGCCGAGGAGUGUGCUGAUUUUAUAGCCACGAUUGGUCUACAGCAAUAUGCAGAUGGGUUCAUCGAGAACGAGAUCGUUGGCGAGGCGCUUGUUGCCCUACUACACGACGAUCUGAAGCAAAUGGGCAUCAACAGUGUCGGCCACCGCUUGACAAUCCUCAAGAGUGUCUACGAAGUCAAGAAGGCUCAAGAGGUCCCGAUAGAGAGCGACCACUAUGUCCCUCUAACCGCCGAAACUGAAGCGCAAGCCACCAUGGCCACACUGAAGGACAUCAAGCACCUCGUCGAGCAGCUGCGCUUACGAGACGAGCGCAUGAGCCUAUUCGAGCAGGACUACCGACGUCUAACAGAUGACUUCCGCCGUUUGCGCGAAGAUGUCCUGCCGGCUCUGCGUCUCGUCAAAGAUGCCCAACAACCGCUGCCGCAUGUGAACAGCAAUGGCAGCACCACCACCACCGCCAACAACGAUCAGUCCUAUCCCUUUGAAGCCAUCAUUUCUCCUCCCGUACCAACGCCUCAAUCCGGCACACAGUCCAUCAAUAUCAAGCGCCAGUAUUCGACCCGGAAAAUGGUCCCGACAGGGACGACACCGAAAACCACAUCUCCCACACACCUCCAAAUCUCGCACGAUCGGAUGAUCGCCGAGCAAACUCUCGAUCCUGCCAAUGCCGCCGAACGUGCCGUGCUCUCCUCGCAACACCUGGCCGCGGCAAAUGGCAACGGCCAGACCGCCUCCUCACCAUCAUACCCCUCGCCCAAUAUACCAUCUCCAACAUCUCCGCCCAUCUCCAUGAACGGAACUACGCUCGCCUCCCGCUCCUACCGCUCCGACCAACCUACUCCAUCCGGUCGUUCGACCUUUGCCGAGAGCGACCACGCCUACAACUCCUCAUCUCGUGACAAGCACACCGGCGCACCACGGCGGAUGCAGACUCCUGCUCCCGACACGCCUGGCAGCAAUGCAUCCGUGGAGAUUUUCAAGUCAUUCCGCGUGAGCAUGGAUGACCCUUGCUACAAGGUCCUGCCGGCUGCCCUACGACGCUAUCAGAUCAACGCACCUCCCGACCAGUACGCGCUGUAUAUUGUGUAUGGUGACCAAGAGCGGUGCCUGGCCUUGAACGAGAAGCCGCUGAUCCUCUUCAAGCAGCUGGAUAAAGAAGGCAAGAAGCCAAUGUUUAUGCUUCGGAAGACGGCAAAUGCGCCAGCGGAUGGACCAACAGAUGUGCCGGGCAGUGCAGGCCUGAAUGCAGCGGCUCGGGGGACGUCAACUGCCUAUGACCCGCCGGGUGGUAUCAUAUGA